Messenger RNA from Emiliania huxleyi CCMP1516, 1785 nucleotides. RefSeq lists its product as hypothetical. Lineage: Eukaryota; Haptophyta; Isochrysidales; Noelaerhabdaceae. The transcript has 10 exons. Bases 1 to 1785 code for a protein of 594 amino acids. The record is from RefSeq and is a predicted model, not a curated record.
AUGUAUGCGAGGGCUGACCCGGACACCAUGGACCUUGAUCUUCUCCUCUCCACGGCGCUCUCCGCCGUCACGCUCGCCGCAUACGUGCACACGCUCUGUCCAGGCACGCCCGGCGGCGACGCCGGAGAGCUGCUGCAGGUCGCGCUCGAGCUCGGCAUCGCUCAUCCACCCGGGUACCCUCUUUGGACGAUGAUGGCUCAUGGCUUCUCUCGGCUUCCACUGCGCAACACCACCGCCGCAUGGCGCGUCAACCUCUCCUCCGCCGUCUAUGGAGCUCUGGCUGCAGGCACCCUCUCGCUCGGGGUCGGAUCUUGGAGCGGCUCGCCGUGGGCUGGCGUCGCUGCUGGAGGCGCCUUCGCCUUCUCUCCGCUCGUGUGGGAGUAUUCUGUGCAGUGCGAGCACACUGCCGUCUUCUUCGGCGCGCCGUUUGCGCUCUGGGCGCUGCUUGCCGGCCGCACUGCGCUGCUCCGCCCGGCGCCGCUCCUCCUGCUCGCCGCGGCUGGCCUGGCCGGUCUCAGCCCGUACCUCUACCUCGUGGCGCGCGGCGGCGAGUCCGCGGCGUGGGGCUCGUGGGGCGAGACAUCGACGGCGCCGCGCACGACCGACGCCGAGUUUGGCCUCCGCCUCCGACGCUUCUCGGAGUCCCUUUCGGAGGAGCUGCCGCCGUAUGCGGCUCCGAUCGCCCUGCUCGGCCUCUUCUCCUCGUUUGGGUUGCUUGGAACAGGGAGAGGAGGAGGCGGAAGAGGCGGUGGAGGAGGCGGCGGCGGCGGCGGAGGCGCAGCAGCAGCAGGCGGAGGAGUAGGAGGCGGAGGGGGGAACGCCGCCUCGUUACAAGACUCGCGCGGCGCUCCGGUCGCGGUGGCCGUCGGCGCCGCCUUUGCGCUGUACUCGCUCCUCUUCCUCUGGCUGGCCAACCUGCCCGCCUCGUCCGCCUUCUACCUGCAAGUCCAGCGCCGCUUCUGGACGCAGCCUCUCCUGCUGGUCGCCGCCUGGUUCGGACUCGGGCGGUGCACAGGCGGCGGGCGAGUGGCGGAUUGCGCUGACGUCCCGCUCUUCGACGCCUUUGGGGGCGAGGUGCUCCGCGCUCUGCCCGACAAGAGGCGCGUGCUGCUGCUGACGGUCGGCGAUGAGGUGGUCAACUCGGUGCGCUACCUCCACCGCGCUCUCGCCGUGCGGCAGAGGCUGGCCUUCUCCUCGGCUUUCUCCACGCCGCCGCUGACCAUCCUCGACCUCAACUACGCGCAGUUCCGCUGGUUCGUCCGGCGCGCGGCGAGAGCAGGCGCCGGCUUCGACGGCGUCUCGUGGCCGGGUGACGCCUACGGCUCCUCGCCGGGCAGUUUCCUCAUGGAGCAGCUCCUCGACGCAAACUACGACGCCUUCGAAGUGUACGUGUGUGGCGGGAUGCACCCCAGAGACGAGUCGUGGCGGCGCGGCUACCAGCUCUGGCCAGUAGGCCUCGUGUCCCAGGUCGUGCGGCGCGGGACGCCCUUCGACGCCCAGGAGUGGGCCGCGCGGUCGGCGCGCGCGCUGCCCCGCCUCGCGUUUGCGCGGCCGCCGCAGCCGGGCAGCUGGGCCGAGGUGGUGGCGAGAAACCAUUACGUGCCCGCUUACGCGCUGCGGCCCUUUGCGCUGCUCGAGGCGGCGUACGCGGCGAAGGGGCACGCGGCCGCAGAGAGGGCGCUGUUCAACGCCGCGGCGCGGCUGUACGACGAGACCGUGGCGGUGGAGCUCAACGGCUCGCUGCGCAUGCCAGAGUACGCGGUGCUCUCGCUGGCGGACACGUAG